AUGGCGAACCCUUCCGAACCCACCCCCUUGGCCGGUACCAACCGUCUGAUUACCUACCUCCGGACGCUGGCGACCUCGAAGAGAAGCCUGCCACAUGGACAGCUGGUCUGUGUGUGUGCGUCGCACACGAUCAGCACUACAGACGCUCUGCUCGAACUCGCCGAGUCCAUUGGGCCGCACAUUGCGAUUCUGCAGGUUCAGGCAGACAUCAUCGAUGACUGGAACGAAGAGACGGGUCGUCGAUUGAUGGUGUUGGCCAAGAGAUAUGCCUUUCUCAUCUGGGAAGGCGGGCGGAUACUCAAUGCCAGCGUUGACGUCGUGGGGAAGCAGUCGAACGAGUCGAACGAGGUGAAGAAGACCGUGAUCGACCUGAUCCGCAAGAAGUACACCAAGGGGGUCAUCAAACCAGCUUCGUGGGCAGGUAUCGCGACAGCGUGGGCUUCGGGAGUGGCCGUGGACAACCAGGAAGCCGACAUGCUUAUCCCGUCCUUGAAAGCCGCCGCCCGUGAAACGGUCGCAGAUACCGUCCAGACCAUCCGGACCGAAAUCACCGCCGAGCAGAGCGAUGACUAUGAGGAUGAACCAGAUAAUGAGAUCACUGAUGUGAAAUUCACCGUCAAUCAUGAUCUGGGAUCAGAGCUUGUCGUCAACAACGACGACUACAGCAUCAACGGGGACGGGUUACCCCUGAGGAAGGCCUCCACCAUCUCCCUCACACAAACCAUCACCCAGCACACGGAACCGUCUCAGGGCCAAGAAUCCAGCGAUAGCUUUGAGGAGGCAGCUGUCUUCCCCAUUGAUGAUCUACCCCCGCCUCCGCUCCUUGCCCGCGGCUUGGUCCUGUGCCUCCCUUCUGCCAACGACACCUCCUUUACAUCGGAAUACCGGGAGACCUGCAUAGCUGCUGCUCGUGCCAACCAGGACUUUGUUAUUGGCUUCAUGAGCACCGAACCCUGGGACAUUGCAUCUCAGAGAAAUGGCCUCGAAAGCUCGCCUGCGAGUUUCAAUGGAAAGGGACGAAAUGGGAGAAGAAGGCCCGAGGAUUUAGACGAAUCGUCGUACUUUGCUCUCUUCUCCUUGGUUCCUCAUCGCUACGACACGUUUCAACCAUCAAAUGGCCGAUGGGACUUGCUUGAGGAUGAUGAGACCGUCAAUGAUGAUAUCUCCACAGAGCCCCUCAGUCCUUCCAAUACCUCGUUCAAUCCACACGCAGCGAAAUUGCAUUCCAUCAUCGGACAAGCGCUCAAAUGCCGCGACGCGCAAAGCAGCGACCACACCCAGGUCGACUCUUGUGAAGACCUCAAGAUCAUUCAUGUCCCGGUUAUCUCUCUGCCAUGA
Messenger RNA from Penicilliopsis zonata CBS 506.65, 1338 nucleotides. RefSeq lists its product as hypothetical. The transcript has a single exon. Gene Ontology annotation, molecular function: orotate phosphoribosyltransferase activity. The record is from RefSeq and is a predicted model, not a curated record. Gene Ontology annotation, biological process: pyrimidine nucleobase biosynthetic process; UMP biosynthetic process. Lineage: Eukaryota; Fungi; Ascomycota; Eurotiomycetes; Eurotiales; Aspergillaceae. Bases 1 to 1338 code for a protein of 445 amino acids.